Molecule: messenger RNA, 1499 nt
Organism: Odobenus rosmarus divergens (Pacific walrus)
Lineage: Eukaryota; Metazoa; Chordata; Mammalia; Carnivora; Odobenidae
Gene: NR2E3
Product: nuclear receptor subfamily 2, group E, member 3
Exons: 8
Coding region: 52-1287 (411 amino acids)
Biological process (GO): anatomical structure development; cell differentiation; negative regulation of transcription by RNA polymerase II
Molecular function (GO): RNA polymerase II cis-regulatory region sequence-specific DNA binding; nuclear receptor activity; zinc ion binding
Source: RefSeq, a predicted model, not a curated record
GCAGGUGCAGGCUGCCCUGGGACCCACUAGCCCUGGGCCCACUGCCCGAGCAUGAGCUCCAACAUGGCUGCAGCUGGGCCAGCGACUGUGGCUGCCCCCAGGAAGGAGUCCCCAGGCAGGUGGGGCCUGGGAGAGGAGCCCACAGGCGCGGGCCCCUCGCUGCAGUGUCGCGUGUGCGGGGACAGCAGCAGCGGGAAGCACUAUGGCAUCUACGCCUGCAACGGCUGCAGCGGCUUCUUCAAGAGGAGCGUGCGGCGGAGGCUCAUUUACCGGUGCCAGGUGGGGGCGGGGAUGUGCCCGGUGGACAAGGCCCACAGGAACCAGUGCCAGGCCUGCCGGCUGAAGAAGUGCCUGCAGGAGGGCAUGAACCAGGACGCUGUGCAGAAUGAGCGCCAGCCGCGGAGCACGGCCCAGCUCCGGCUGGCCAGCGUGGAGUCAGACCUGGAGCCCCGGCUGGAGGCCCUGGGGGCCCCCCUGGCCCCGGCGGGGCCCAGUCCACGGGGCCCCACGCCUGUUUCUGCAGCCAGAGCCCUGGGGCCUGGGGCCCUCACGCCGCCGGGGCACCACCACUUCAUGGCCAGCCUUAUAACAGCCGAAACAUGUGCUAAGCUGGAGCCAGAGGAUGCCGACGAGAAUAUUGAUGUCACCAGCGAUGAUCCGGAGUUUCCCUCAUCCCCAUACUCCUCCUCAUCGCCCUGUGGCCUGGACAGCAUCCAUGAGACAUCAGCUCGCCUUCUCUUUAUGGCUGUCAAGUGGGCCAAGAACCUGCCCGUGUUCUCCAACCUGCCCUUCCGUGAUCAGGUGAUCCUGCUGGAGGAGGCAUGGAGUGAACUCUUCCUCCUCGGGGCCGUACAGUGGUCUCUGCCUCUGGACACCUGCCCACUGCUGGCCGCACCCGAGGCUCCCGCUGCCGGCAGCUCCCAGGGCCGGUUGGCUCUGGCCAGCGCCGAGAGCCGCAUCCUGCAGGAAACAAUCUCACGGUUCCGAGCGUUGGCGGUGGACCCCACAGAGUUUGCCUGCAUGAAGGCCCUGGUCCUCUUCAAACCAGAAACUCGGGGCCUGAAGGAUCCUGAGCACGUGGAGGCCUUGCAGGACCAGUCCCAAGUGAUGCUGAGCCAGCACAGCAAGGCGCACCACCCCAGCCAGCCUGUGAGGUUUGGGAAAUUGCUCCUGCUUCUCCCAUCUUUGAGGUUUAUCACUUCCGAACGAGUUGAGCUCCUCUUUUUCCGCAAGACCAUAGGGAAUACUCCAAUGGAGAAGCUCCUUUGUGAUAUGUUCAAAAACUGAGGGAGAAGGAAGUAAAUGGGUCCAACUACUUUAGGAAACAGCCUACUGAAGGCACUCACUUGCCUGCCCUGUGACCCAGCAAUCCCACCUGUAGGUAUGUGUCCCAAGCAGAAAUAUCCACCAAAAGAUAUUAUGAAAAUAUUCACAGUUUUAUUCAUAAUAGCCCCUGACUGUACAUCGGCAGUAGGAUGAAUUAAUAAAUUAUGGUAUAU